AUGGAUGAACACCCCGAGCUCCCCCAAGCCAAAUCCAAGAAGAAGAAGAAGGACAAGAAGCAGCAGCAGCAGCCGCCCGAAGUCCCCAAACCCACCACCGCUCAAGAACACGCCGCUGCCGAUGCUGUGCCAUCCAAGGACCGCCGGAAGAAGCGAAAGACCACCGACCCUCCAUCCCUCGCCCCUGCCAAAGAAACGACAAGCUUUUGCCCCCGCCAACAGCUCAGGGUUUGGACUGACGCCGACGAGGUCGCCCUCCUGAGGGCUGCCAUCCUCUUCCGCGACGAGAGGGGCUCCCUUCCGGGACGGAGCAAUAUCCUCGACUUUUUCAACUUUGUCCAGCCCUCUCUUCUAACCCAAAUCCGGAAUCCGGAGCAAGUCCGCAGCAAGCUUAAGCGCCUGCAUCGCAAGUACUUCGACAAGCCCUGGGGCCCGGCCGCCUCUGCUGGUGCCCAUGACCGCCUCGUCCACGAGCUCGCGGGCCAGCUCUGGUCCUCCCAACUGGAGACUUUCGCCGAGAAGCAAGAUGAAGCGAGUCGCGGAUCCUUGGAAAGCAAAGAAGCUGGACGUUAA
Molecule: messenger RNA, 573 nt
Organism: Elaeis guineensis (African oil palm)
Lineage: Eukaryota; Viridiplantae; Streptophyta; Magnoliopsida; Arecales; Arecaceae
Biological process (GO): regulation of DNA-templated transcription
Cellular component (GO): nucleus
Source: RefSeq, a predicted model, not a curated record